CAUGUUCUUUCUGCUCCUGUCAAAGUGUCAAUGUUUCUUUUUCACAUGAAUUAAUAAUUAGUGUUUCUAAACAAAUUAUACUGUAAUUUUUGGUGCUUUCCAAUUAUGAGUCUUCCACAGUUUUCAUAUAUUCAGUAAAAAUAUACAACAGCAUGCCAUACACUUGCUGCGUUCCCGGUUGCCGUGGCAAUUAUGAUGCUCAAACCAAAGUUGCAGUAUUCUCUUUCCCAAAAGAUGAAAACUUGAAAAAAUUGUGGAUUAGUUCUAUUCCUCGAAAGGACUACACUUACACAGCAUCAUCGAGGGUUUGUGAAAAACAUUUCUCUAUCGAUGAGGUACAACGAAUCACGUCGGCCUGUGAUGAAAAGACCGGGGAAUUUGUAACUGCUCCUUUGAAGUAUCCGAGGCUCAAGCGUGAUGCUGUUCCCACUAUUUUCCCGGAAUGCCGCAAGUAUAGGUCUAUGUCUUCAACCACUCAUCAUAGAGAAGCUCCCACUUCAAGAGGGAAGAAGAGGUUCAAACAAGAGCAGAUGGCGACAGUUGCAGUAGAUAGCAGCCAAGAACCAGCGCCAGAGUGCAGCACUGCAUUAUCUCCAACCGUUGAUGACGGUGAUGAUGUUGAUGAUGGCCAACAAUUGGGACGAUUUUGUCAAGUAUUCAUCAAAGAAGAGCCUCGGGAUUAUGAAGAAAUUUCAGAAGAAGUGGACUUUGACAGCACAGAGCAGAGUGAGCCAGAGAUGUGGCCUUCCGGCAACGCAACAGAAGUGGGUGGACUUUCAACGGAAGAGUGUCCAAAGCCUGAGGGUGUUGAAGGGUCUAAGCCAAUGGAAGAGUGUUUAAAGCCUGAGGGUCAGCCAAGGGAAGAGUGUCUAAGUCUAAAAGGGUCUAAGCCAAUGGAAGAGUGUCUAAGGCCUAAGGGUGUUGAAGGGUCUAAGCCAAUGGAAGAGUGUCUAAAACCUAAGGGAUGUUGA
Messenger RNA from Nilaparvata lugens (brown planthopper), 971 nucleotides. Its product is annotated as THAP domain-containing protein 11. The coding region runs from base 153 to 971 and encodes 272 amino acids. The transcript is spliced from 6 exons. NCBI's taxonomy places the organism in Eukaryota, Metazoa, Arthropoda, Insecta, Hemiptera, Delphacidae. The record is from RefSeq and is a predicted model, not a curated record.